Messenger RNA from Jaculus jaculus (lesser Egyptian jerboa), 1265 nucleotides. It is a transcript of the gene Akr1d1, whose product is annotated as aldo-keto reductase family 1 member D1. Gene Ontology annotation, biological process: bile acid biosynthetic process. The transcript is spliced from 11 exons. NCBI's taxonomy places the organism in Eukaryota, Metazoa, Chordata, Mammalia, Rodentia, Dipodidae. Gene Ontology annotation, cellular component: cytosol. Bases 144 to 1124 code for a protein of 326 amino acids. Gene Ontology annotation, molecular function: Delta4-3-oxosteroid 5beta-reductase activity; ketosteroid monooxygenase activity; aldose reductase (NADPH) activity. The record is from RefSeq and is a predicted model, not a curated record.
ACAUGGGGAAAGUGUGAAAACAGUUGAUAAUUAUAGGGGCCUGACGACUUUACUUGAGGGCGAGGCUCGCCGGCAACUCCCAGACUGUCAGGACCUGUUCUUCACAAAUAUGAUGCAACGGGCUUAACCAGUCUUUCUCCAGGAUGAAUCUCAGUGCUGCGAACCACCGUAUACCUCUAAAUGAUGGAAACAGCAUUCCAGUUAUUGGACUUGGCACCUACUCCAACCCUGCAGUGACCCCCAAGGGGACCUGUCUGGAAUCCGUGAAGUUGGCCAUCGAUUCAGGGUACAGACACAUUGAUGGAGCGUACAUCUACUUCAAUGAGCAUGAAGUUGGAGAGGCCAUCAGAGAGAAGAUAGCAGAAGGGAAGGUGAAGAGGGAGGAUAUUUUCUACUGCGGGAAGCUGUGGGCUACAAGUCAUGUCCCUGAGAUGGUCCGCCCAACCCUCGAGAAGACGCUCAAGACCCUCAAACUGGAUUAUGUGGAUCUUUACAUCGUUGAAAUACCCAUGGCAUUUAAGCCUGGAAAUGAAAUCUAUCCUAGAGAUGAAAAUGGCAAAUGGUUAUAUCACAAAUCAGAUUUAUGUGCCACCUGGGAGGCUCUAGAAGCUUGCAAAGAGGCUGGCUUGGUGAAAUCUCUCGGAGUCUCUAAUUUCAACCGCAGGCAACUGGAGCUCAUCCUGAACAAACCAGGCCUCAAGUAUAAGCCAGUCAGCAACCAGGUCGAGUGCCACCCAUAUUUCACCCAGACAAAACUCUUGAAAUUUUGCCAACAACAUGACAUUGUUAUUGUUGGAUAUAGUCCUUUGGGAACCAGUAGAGACCCGUACUGGGUGAAUGUGUCUUGUCCACCUCUGUUGAAGGACACGCUUCUAAACGCACUGGGGGAAAAGUACAGUAAGACGGCAGCUCAGAUUGCUCUGCGCUUCAACGUCCAGCGAGGGGUGGUUGUCAUUCCAAAAAGUUUUAAUCCUGAAAGGAUUCAAGAGAACUUUCAGAUCUUUGAUUUUUCUCUCACUGAAGAAGAAAUGAAGGACAUCGCAGCCUUGAAUAAAAAUGUCCGCUUCGUGGAAAUGCUCAUGUGGAUCGACCAUCCCGAAUACCCAUUUCAUGAUGAAUACUGACAAUGCAAGCCCCUCAGCAGAGCCCUUGUGCUGGUCUGGUUCAGGCGUCCCCCAUAAACUCAGGUGUUCUGAAUGCUAGCUCCCCAGCUGAUGGAGGUUUGGGGAUUACCGCCUCCUGGAGGGAGUGUCUUGUUGGGGGCG